Molecule: messenger RNA, 1847 nt
Organism: Paecilomyces variotii
Lineage: Eukaryota; Fungi; Ascomycota; Eurotiomycetes; Eurotiales; Thermoascaceae
Exons: 2
Coding region: 199-1833 (544 amino acids)
Molecular function (GO): protein binding
Source: RefSeq, a predicted model, not a curated record
AUCUUCAUUUGCCGGCCCCAGCAGGAAACAGUCUUGGAUAGGGAGUGAUCUGUGACUUGGGGCGGUAGGUAUGGUCGCGACCUCUCCGCAUCACGGCGGCAGUGAAAUACCAGCAUCAGCUCCAACUGUCAAUCCAAGCUCUUCUAUGCAUUCCCGCUCAGACUGCGGUAGAGCAUAUUGAGCGCUCUCGUUUUCACUAUGAAGUUCCUCAAGCAUAUUCGCUCGCGGUCGAAGAAUCUGAACGGUGCGGGGAAGGAUUCUAAAGAUGCGCGACACAGUCCGAAAGCGAGUCACUCUGCUCCACGUUACGGUAAUGACUUCACGAAACGUCUUCCACGCGAGGUACUCACUCAGAUCUUCGCGGAGGUUUGUCCGCAUUCCCUGGAUGACUCCUACAGUUCCUCUGAGGAGUCGAUGACGGAGGAUGGCUGUAUGCUCUGCGAUAUGCGCGAUCUGGCGAAUUGUGCACUGGCCUGUAAGCGAUGGCUAUCCUGCGCACAACCAUUGCUGUACCAACACGUCCGCAUCGAUCCCGUCCACUACUGCGAGCUGGAGGUGGAGCUGGCCGCGAAGCGAAAACGACGCUCGUGGUUUGAUCGCAACGGAGAGGCCAUUGACGCCCCAAAAGUCAGAUUGGCGCUCUUCAUGAGGACAGUUAGAGAAAACCAGGAAUUGGCAAACAUGGUUCUAUCGCUAAGAACCCCAUACAUGACCAGGGAGGCCAGCAAGGCGGAGCUCGCGCGAACCGUAUCAGUGCUCCCUAAUCUCCGUUACGUAGAUCUUCCGGCUGGGUUAUACAGCGAUGAAAUAUCAUCACAGACAUUGAAGCAGGAGCUCAUGGCUCGGUGUAUUGAUAUCCGAAGGAUGAGAUAUGCACACGGGUCGGAAGGCAGUUUCUCACGCAUCCCAGGCUCGCGGCUUUGGAUGAGUCUUGAAGUCCUCGAAUUGUCCAGGCUGCAGGUCGAGCCCAGCACCCUGCGCUGGGUACUCAAUUCCUUUCCCAUGCUCCGAGAUUUGAAGAUAGAAGACUUUCACUGGCUGGACGACACCAUUUUUGCUUCUGCGCCUUCCGUGCCAUUAUUUCCGCCGGUCCAACGACUGACUCUUGAGCACAUCCCCAAUGUCACGGCAAGCGGGUUUGCCACUUAUCUCUCGAUGCCCCAGAAUCGCGAGGCUCUAACGCAUCUCACGGUGUCUAGCACUGGCAUACUUCCCCAGUCCUUGCAUGUCAUCCUUUCCGCAGCACCCUACCUCCGGACGCUCUCCAUCAUCCAGGAAAUGUCACGUCCUUUUCCAAUGGAAGAUAUACCGCCUCUUUCGUCAAAGUCUUUACGUCUGCUGCACUAUGAGGUCACAUAUGCAGGCUGUGUAUCAGGCCAUUCUUCGACUGCUACCUCCUACUACACAUAUCUGAUAUCUUCUCUGAUGUCGAGCUCUCUCCCUGCUCUCAGAGACCUAUAUGUCCGAGAUGCAGAUUUUCCUGACACGCUGCUGUUAUCUCCUCCCCCGCGGCUCCUUGGCGGUGGAGAGAAUGGCCCUCAAAUGUUCAGCAUGGGUCUGAACCAGCCGCUCAACAUCUACAGCAAAGGCAUGGAUGAACUCGAAUGGAACUUCACUCCCUACGAACCUCCUUCCACACGUGGGAGACGCGAUAGCACUACUCGACCGGUGAGCUUCCAUGGAGCCCAACUGAGCCCCUCCUGGGGUGGUCAGGCGCGGAGAAGCGUCCUUGUCGGAAACGGCUUCGGCGGAUAUCUAGCUGUUCCUGUUGAUGAUGGACGGCCCAAGAGCAGCGGCGGGUUAAAAAAUGAGAAGCAAGAUCUGUGGCGGUGAAAGAACUACAUACU